AUGGAAGACGAUCCCGCUUACAAGGCUCUUCUCGGUCGCCUCGAGAAAGAGCAUCAAAUCACUAUCAGUGAAUUUCUCGGAAAAGGUUCAUAUUCUCAUGUCAUGAAAGGGCUGUGCAAUAAGAAAUCUAAUAUUGCUGUUAAAAUAAUAGAUACAAGGUCCUCGACAUUGAUCACUUCAGAAUAUUCAUCACAGAAUAUUGCGAUGGUGGAGAUUUACUGAUAAAAAUCAAAAAAAUGAAACGAAUUCCAGAACAGGAAGCAAGAGGCAUCUUUCGUCAACUCAUAGAGGCACUCAUAGUUCCCGAAGAUUGAGCUCAGUGUACAAGUGAGAACGCUGAUCUACGAGAUUUUACAUCCGUAUCCACCAUCUCGACCUACAUACAACGCAAUUUGUUCCAGUGAUUGGUUGAAGAACACACCAUACAUCUUCAAAGGGGUACUUAUUAAAUUUUUUUCCUUUUAA
Haemonchus placei is the source of this 465-nucleotide messenger RNA. Lineage: Eukaryota; Metazoa; Nematoda; Chromadorea; Rhabditida; Trichostrongylidae. The record is from the annotation of a GenBank genome assembly.